Molecule: messenger RNA, 1247 nt
Organism: Aphanomyces astaci
Lineage: Eukaryota; Oomycota; Saprolegniomycetes; Saprolegniales; Verrucalvaceae
Exons: 6
Coding region: 183-1175 (330 amino acids)
Source: RefSeq, a predicted model, not a curated record
GCUAUUUUGAGUGCCAUCGUAUCGUUGCAGGCCCUACAACGACAUCGGUCUACCCAGAGACGAAGAUCGUUGCCAUCAACCAAGCCGACAACCUGUGGACACUUGGCGUCUUGUUGUUUGAGCUGUAUGUGGGAGAUCCUUGGACAGAUCCGGCCCUCCAAGGUGUGCCGCUACUCUCUGCCAUGGCAUGGUCGUCCCAGGAUGACGUGGACACACGACUGCGACGCCACAAGUUACUACCUCGACCUGUACUCAACACACUAAAAGGUCUCUUGUCAGUUGACCCCAGCAACCGUCCUGCUCUCAGCUCCAUUUUGGUGUCCGAGUACUUGUCUCCGCCCUCUUCGUGGCUUCGUGACGGAGGUUCCUCUCCAUUUCUUCAACCCAGUCCUGUCGACACGACCACCAUGACGACUGAACCGACGCUUUUGAAGUGGACCCCGUCGGAAUUGGUGGCCCUAGCGCUGCAAAACCACAAGGUCGAGCUCGAACGCAUGCAGCAGCAGUACCACCAACAAGCUACGGCCGUGCCGACUCGAUCACUGAAACCUCGCCCCACCACCACGCCCCCCCAUGUAGUGCCACUCUCCCCCCAAGUAGAACCAUUGCCCCCCCAGGCAGAACCAUCAGCACUGAUGAACGACGACAUCGUGAUCCAAGAUGAAGCUACACCAAUCCAAUCAACGGACGAUCCGUAUCUUGGCCAGCGUGUGCGAAAAUACUUUGCAGACGGCAUCGCGUACCAUGGCACGGUGACGUCGCGAUGUCCGAGUGGGGCCGCCGUCUGGACGGUGCAGUACGACGACGGCGACAGCGAAGACAUGACGCAAGCCGACCUGGCGGCGAUCGUCGGCGUGAAAAGGUCGAUCCAAGGCUACGUGGCCACAACUCAACUGUUGAGUCAAGGCCACUCGGUGUGGCUAGUGCACGACCUUCAGUUGGUCGCUCGAGGGCGAGUAUACACUAGUCCACCUCCACACAUGAUGACACAGCAUCGUCACCUUGGACAUGCCGACCACGACGACGACGAUGUGGUGUGCUUGCGCAUCACCAAACGCUUCACAGGAACGCCCGCCAAAGUGACGGCACAGUUUAUUCUGUGUACAAACAGCAACAACACCAAGUCGGCGUACUUUGUGUGGUGGCGACGCGCGCACUGCUUUGUACCGUCUUAGCUCGUUGAACCAACUAGAUCAUAUAUAUUAUUAUAGUGUUGUUUCCAUCUUCCAACUCUUCUUGAAUCAAAU